GAAAAUAAUUCAGUUGUAGACCAGUCGUGAUCUCAAACGGAUGUGUAGGUCCGUAGUAUAUCGUUCGUUUGUACACGCUCGCCAACCGUAUGUUUUACCGCUACGCUAAAUCAAAGUAAAAAGCCAAAGGCUUGAUUGAACAGUGACAAAUCAUUUAAUUAAUAAAUGUAUGGAAAACAAUUUUGAAUAUUUUUUGAGUUUGAUAAGAAAUCGCAAACGCCGGAAUUGUGUUACAAACUAAAAAAAAAAAAACAAAAUUAAAAAUAAAUACAUACACACACUCAUAAAAACUGGUUUUAAAGUCCUGACUACUGAUGCAUUGUGCUUUUGUUUUUGUUGUUACGUUAAUGAGAACGCGCGCACACGGUCGCAUUAGUCAUUAAUUAAAAAUUAAUUAAAGCGCUUUAGUCGAAAGCCAACAAAUUUUGCGAAUAAACAAAGGUGACAAGCCAAUUUGAGCGUGACAAAGCGAAAAACAAAAACAAAUAAUAAAUUAAAACAAAUUGAACAAAAUUGAAGUUAGCCAAAAACUAAAAUAAAUAAAAAUUAUUGCAAAAUAAGCGCACAGCAGUGUUGAACAAAUUUCAUUACUCGCACUCAAGCGUUUCGCAGAGUUUGAAACGGCAGAAAAUAUGUUGUUGUGUUUAAAACCAAACAGCUGUGCACUGUGAUAUGUUUUCCGCUAACUUUUGUAAGAAAUAAUAUUAAAAAAAAUUAAAUUCAACUAAAAAUUAAUAUUGUGUAAAAUCAGUACAACGCCAGCGUCUGUCACAUUCUCGCCACCCCGCUGCCCCAUGUUAAAGCUGUCAUCCACAGGAAUGACUGUCACUGGUUUACGCACAAGCAUGACAAGCCCGACGGUACCGCCGCAAACAGCGUCCGCCGCCAUCACCACCACCAUGACAAUGACCAGCCCCAGCACGCUGGUGGUCAGUCCCGCACAUCUAAUCGGCGGCAGCAACAUUAACAACAACAACAAUAAUACAAAUCUCAAUCGCAGCGGUAGCAAUAGCAGCCCCACAUCACCUUCCACACUUCUCUUAACACAUCAGCAACAACAAACGUUGCAGCAACAAUUGCUGCCGCUACAUACACAGUCAACGCAUAGUCACCCGCAUCAACUGAAUAAGACGAGCUCGCGUCUAAGUAAUUUCAGCGUCGCUUCACUCUUAGCCGAUACGCGACCAGCGGCAAAUUUGUCCCCCUCACGCACUCAUAGCGCGGACGCCAUGCAAAUGGAACCACGCAAUUUGUCUAGCCACACACCAGCCGUCACGUUGUCACCUGUUUCACCGGCAGGCUCCUCACCCGCCUCACCUACCGCCGCACAUGGCACGCAACAAUUAGCGCCACACGCCGCCAGCCAUCCGCCACAUCAGCAUCCACACGCGCACUUUCAUUCCGCCGCCGUGGCACAUCAUGCGCAUUUGUUGCACGCAGCAGCAGCCGCACAUGCGCAACAACAACAUGCCGCUGCAGUGGCUGCCGCCGCUGCAGCACAACAGGCGGCGGUCGCAGCAGCGGCCAACAGUGGCACAGCGCCACAUUUGCACGGCGCAGCGGCACAUUUACGUCACACAUUGAGUAGCAGCUCAGCGGAAGCGCCCACUAAUCUAGUUACCACGGAGUGUGGCAGCAGCAACAACUCACAACAACAACAACAUCACCAUGCUGCAACAUCGCGCCUUGGCUCACCCGCUGCCCAUAUGAGCGGUCCCAGCGCGGACACGUCCUCCUCCUCAUCGGCCACAGCGCUGCUGGCGAAACAUGAACGUCACUCGCCUAUGGGCAGCUCAGUGGACUCAGAGCUGGAGUAUGAUGAUGAUUACAAUGAGCACGAGCAUGACGGUGAGCAUGAACAUGAUGAAGAGGAGGAUUCGAUAGUGGAUAUUGAAGAUAUGAAUGCGGACGAUUCGCCGCGUUCCACACCGGAUGGCAUGGAUAGCAGCAAAUCACCGGAAACGCUUAGCGCUCAUAUGCCCAACUCACCGCAUCUGCUCUCGCCAGCGGCACUGGCUGCCUCUGGUCAUGUACCCAUUCGGCCGACACCGUUCAGCGCGCUGGCCGCAGCCGCGGUGGCGUGGGGCGGCAUCGGCGGCGGUGUGCCUUGGCCGGGUGCGCGUCAAAUGCCACCAUUCGGGCCGCCUGGCUUAUUUCCAGGACAGGGAUUUGGCGGAGACAACAAUGAACCGCCACGCAUCAAGUGCAAUCUACGCAAACACAAACCAAAUCGUAAGCCACGCACGCCCUUCACCACCCAACAGCUGUUAUCGUUGGAGAAGAAAUUCCGCGAAAAGCAAUACCUGAGCAUAGCAGAGCGCGCUGAAUUCUCCUCCUCUCUGCGCCUAACCGAAACACAAGUGAAAAUCUGGUUUCAAAAUCGACGCGCCAAAGCGAAACGACUGCAAGAAGCCGAAAUCGAGAAGAUCAAAAUGGCCGCGCUGGGUCGUGGUGGACCGGGUGCGCAAUGGGCGAUGGCCGGCUACUUUCAUCCCAGUCUAAUGCAUUUGGGAUAAGGAGCUAAGCGAACUAAGCACACACUACGCUCUUUAGUGGAAUCACUUGACAUCUACCAUAAAAGUUUAGACCCAAUUCUUACAUAACACAUUUCACAUUUUUUCAUGGGUAAAGCGACAGUUUGCUACUGAAAAAUGCGACGUCAAAAUUUUGUAUGAAGCGAGCUGAGCGUACUAUAUAAUAUUCAGAGGGAGUUCAAUAGUUUUCUGCAAAAUUUCGAAAACACUUCUUAAGCGCAAUUAAUUUUUCACCUAAUUUUUGUUGUUUGCAAAUUUUGUGAGCCACUGUUAAUUGGUAGUUUAUAAUUUAUAGUUAUGUAUUGGUAGUUUAACUUACCCCAAUUGCUGUGAUGUUAGCGCAUUUUACAUUGUAACUGUAAAUAAAUAUAAAGAAUAAAAUUUGAAUUGAAUAAAAAUUCAUAAAUCUGUAUAGUAUAAUUAAUGAAAAUAAAUUAAAUAGUGGAAAUAGUAGCAUCAAAGUUUCCAAAAAAGGGCAAACAAACUCAGUUCACUCCGCAAUGAAAAUAUAUGGUUUUUUUUAUUAUUGUAAAUUAGUUAAAAAAAUUUAAAAAAUAUUAUCUCUCAAUAAUUUGUUGGCACAAUGAAUUUGAUUUGCAAUUUUAUUUAGAAUAUACUUUGAGUUUCGAAUUUUAUUUAGAUAUAUAUAUUUUGAAAUAUAUUAAUUUUUCUUAAAACAAUUUCGUAAUUAAC
This is a messenger RNA of Bactrocera oleae (olive fruit fly), 3227 nucleotides long. It is a transcript of the gene Dr, whose product is annotated as muscle segmentation homeobox protein Drop. The record is from RefSeq and is a predicted model, not a curated record. Gene Ontology annotation, biological process: regulation of transcription by RNA polymerase II; embryonic morphogenesis. Gene Ontology annotation, molecular function: RNA polymerase II transcription regulatory region sequence-specific DNA binding; DNA-binding transcription factor activity, RNA polymerase II-specific. Gene Ontology annotation, cellular component: nucleus. NCBI's taxonomy places the organism in Eukaryota, Metazoa, Arthropoda, Insecta, Diptera, Tephritidae.